UACUUGCAAUCUUCCGGUGACCCGAAUAAUGUUAGCAUGCUGGUAGGACGUCUAAAUAGUGUUGUAACUGUCGUAAAUUGAAUUAUCCAUAACAAAAAUUAAGUAAGCAGCGAAAUCGCUGAAAGUAAACCAAAAGAGGAUAACGAGGUUGGUACUGCUGAUUCACAGCGAGUCAAGGCAAUAUGGCAGUUUUGUAUUGUGCGGUUUUGUGUUGAUACAUGUGAAAGUUGUGCCGUACUUUCAUAAUGAAGUUAUUCGUAAUGAAAUAAACGCGCAGUAUGAAAGUUAAAAAUAAUCUAUCAAUUAAUAUGAAGCAAGGCAAAAAGUAUACAUUGUCAGAAGAAAAUAGUUUUGAUGAAGCUGAUGGUACUGAAGGAAGUGAAGACAUAGAAUUAAAUAAUAUGGAAGAGUCAGAAGGAGAUGAUGAUGAUGAUGAUGAUAUUGGCGAUUAUGUAAGUGAAGAUAAUGAGAAUGGGGAAGAUGCAGAUGUAAAAGAGGAGGAUAAGAGUGAUGGUGUUAGUGGAAUGAAGGAGGGAAAUAAACCAGUGAAGAAGAAACAUGUGGAGGAUGAAAAUGAAGGUGCAAAGAAAAAGCAGAAGGUUAAGUCAGCAGAUACUAAUCUGUAUAGACCCCCAACUGUGAAGGAGUUGAAUCAACUCAGAGAGACAGAGAACUUGUUUCACUCAAAUCUUUUUAGAUUACAGAUAGGGGAAAUGCUGAAGGAAAUCAAUAUAAGAGCCAGGUACAAAACUCUGUUUCACCAUUGGGUGGAAGAUUUUAAGAAAGCUCUCGGAAACAUUGCUGAUUCCAAAGAAUAUGAUAUAAUGGAUCGAAAAUGGCUGAACAAAUUGAAGGUGAAAAUUCCAAUACACUACCUGCCUCGAGUAACAGGAGUCUUUAAGUUCAUGAAACCAACAUCAGUUUCAGUGGUUGGAUCAUUUGGAGCAGGUUGUUGUCUUGGACCUGAUAUCAAGAUUGAUGUACGAAUUGAAAUGCCACAGAUCUGCUUUGAUAUGAAGGAUUAUCUAAAUCAUAAAUACCAUAUGAAGCGAGCACUGUACCUAGCGUACAUUGCUGGAAAAUUGCAAGAAAUUGAGCUGGUGGAAGAAAUGCUCUUUUCACAAAGCUGUGGAAAUCCGUUGAAGCCAGUCCUUUUGGUGAAGCCAAAGGGAAAGCUGGGUAAAAGAGUUCUCAUUGUAGUGCAUGUGUCACCUCCUGUUGGUGUCUUCAAGCUCUCACGUUUAUGUCCGGAAAGGAACAAUAUACGCCCAAAUUGGUAUUUUGAAGAGAAGGAAAUAGUGGAAGAAGAGUCACUCCCACCAACUCCACAUUACAACUGUAGUAUACUGAAAGAUCUUAUUCUAGAUGCAAAUGAGGAAUAUCGUGCCAGCAUUCUGGAAAGUCAUCCAAAUCUGAAAGAUGGAAUUUUAAUGCUGAGGGUCUGGUUAAAACAAAGAGGACUAGAUCAGGGUUAUGGGUGUUUCAGUGGCUACAUCAUGUCUAUGUAUGUUCUGUACUUGCUGCAGUCUCACCGUAUUAACAGUGUCAUGAGUAGUUACCAGGUUGCAAGGAACACGUGGAAUAAUUUGGCAAAAAGUAACUGGACCACAGAUGGCAUCAGUCUAGCACAGUCAUUUCCCCAGCAGUCUAUUUCUGAUUUCCAUCAGUAUUUUGAGGUUGUGUUUCUUGAUGUGACUGGCACCUGCAAUUUUUGUGCUGAGAUGAGCAAGGAGGUUUUCCUUUGGGUAAAACAGGAGUGUGACUUGGCAGUGAAAUGUUUGGAUAAUCCAAAUAUUAAUAGCUUUCAGGCUCUUUUCAUGACUUCCAUGCCAUUCUAUCGCCAAUUUGACCACAUUAUCAGGAUACAGGAUUUGUCAAUGAUUAAUAAGGUAGUGGAAGAGUACAGUCCUCGAAUGCAGAAAAUGAAUUAUACAGGUCACAGGUAUCCACAGGCAUUGAGAUUAAUACUUGAAGUACUGAGAAGAGGCUUGGGUCAACGAGUGAAACACAUUGGUAUCAUGUUACCCAAUGCAAAGAGCUGGCCACUAACGGAUUUUCCACCAUCAUUGAAUGUAGUAAUAACAUUGGGUUUAACCUUGGACCCUGAGUUUGCUUUUAGUGUUCUGGAAAAGGGACCAGGGGCAAAUUUGCCAGAGGCAUUUGAAUUCCGAAAAUUCUGGGGGAAAAAGUCAGAAGUUCGGCGAUUUCAAGAUGGAAGUAUAUCAGAAUCGGUUGUGUGGAGUAAUGGUUCAGCAACGUUGGCUCAGAAACGGAUGAUAUGUCGCCAUGUAGUCACUUACCUUUUGAAUGAAAAAUUUGGCUUUCGAACUAACAGGGGGAUCAUGUAUGUGGCAGAUCAACUGGAUGCAUUGAUACAACGCUACAUGUUACCUCCAGCUGAUUUUGACUAUGGGACAGGCGAAGAAGCAACGGUACGAGUUAUUAGUGCUGUAGAUAGUCUUGGGAAGCAGUUGCGACAGUUAAAAGACAUUCCUCUGGAAGUGAGUGCAGUUCAAGGAACGUCACCAGUGUUCCGCUACUGUGAUGUAUUCCCACCUCUUUCAUCAUUAUGGAAAAUAACUAAACAACAGGGGACAGAAGGAAGGAACUAUUUCCUGAAGAUAGAUGGUGAGCCAGCUAUAGCCCCACGCUGGAUUCCGUUUGUUGAUGCAAUUAUUCAACUGGGAUUGAGCGGAAAGUGGCCAGAUGAUUUAUGUGCUGUUCAGAGGAUCAAAGCUGCAUUCUACAUUAAAAUUGCAGACAGCAUAUCAAAACAGUUCAACUUAACAGCUCAGCAAUAUCCAGAUUGUGUUUACAUCUUCAAGGAUGGGUUUGUGUUUCGUCUGCAUGUGGCACAUCAGCAUGAAAUAUAUCUCCUUAAAAAGACAACCACUCCAGAGGGAGUGACCAAGUACAGAGACACAGAAGAAUCACUUGAUCUGGAGAAGAGAAUUGUUCACCUUCCAAAACUCACCAGUGCUUUGCAUGGAUUGCACCAACAAUACCCAUCGUAUGGUCCCACUUGUUGCCUGGCAAAGCGGUGGCUGUCGGCACAGUUGUUGGAUCCAUAUCAUUUCCCAGAAAUGUGUGUUGAGUUGUUGGUUGCAUCCCUUUAUCUGAUGCCUGAACCAUACCAACCACCAAAUCAGCCGCAGCUUGGGUUCUUCAGGUUUCUACACCUUCUGGCUUCCACGAACUGGAAUACUGAAUGUGUCAUUCUCAAUCUAAAUGCUGAAAUGACAAGGGAAGAUAUCCUAGAAAUUGAAACGUGGUUCCACAAUUGUCGUACUACAUUGCCUGCCUUGUUCCUGUCAACACCAUAUGACAGGAAGAACUCCAUAUGGACAAAGGAAGCUCCUUCACUGCAGAUUCUUAUCCGUGUGGCUCUGCUUGCUGGAGAGGCUCUCAGAGUUAUAGAACGUCUGCUCUUCUUACCCAUUAAAUCUGACUGGAAGCAAAUUUUUCGACCACCUCUAGAGGCUUAUGAUGUGCUGAUACAUUUGCUCCCCAAGCUGAAUUCACGGUGCUUAGAAGCAGUAGAUGUGAAGCAUGAGUGGUCAAAUCAUCGGCUACGAGCUUACCACAAAGAGCCUUGCGAAAAGAUUCCAAUUACAGGGUUCAAUCCUGUUGAUUGCUUUCUAGCAGAGCUAAGGGAGAACUAUAGUGACUAUGCACUGUUUUUCUGUGACAUUUAUGGGGGUAAUUUCAUUGCUGUACUUUGGAAACCAUCAGCACUAUUGCCGAAGGAUUUUAAAGUGUCACAUAUAAACUGUCACAAACCUUCCAAGGAUGGUUCAAAGGUUGAGUUGAAUGUUGAUGCAAUUGUAGAAGAUUUUUACAUCUUAGGAAAGGGAGUCAUUUCAACAAUUGAUGUGAAGUCUGGCAGUCCAUUGUAAGGAAUAUAAUCCUGAAUGAGUCAUACAAAGCCCCCUCCCAAGGCUUUAUACUGUGUUGAGAGCAGUUUCCUGUUCAAUCAACUGCCAGUUUGCUGGACCUGUUGCAGCUUCACCAGAGCCCCAUCUGCCAUCGUUUCAGGGUUCCUGCCCCAACUCCUGCAGCAAGAAUGGUGGGGUUGGCCUUUGAGAGAGUGCAUUCUCUCUAUAUAUUCAAAUGUUAACUUCACUGCCUUAUGUUAGUGUGGUUUUGUGGCGACCAUUACUUUAAUCUUAAAAUGAAAAACUAGUGAAUAAUUCAGUGGGUCAUGUAAGAUUUUGUGUUUGUAACAAAAAUAAUGCUGUGUAAGAUUUGAGGUUUUCACAGAAUAUGAAGUCAUACUGCCUCCUUCAUCAGGGCGAUGAAUCGCAGUAUGACCUCUGAAACGUUGGUUAACAUCUAUCAGACUACACAGCGCAACAACCCAGAAGACAGAAAUCUUCUGGUUCUGUCUCACUUUCAACUUGAACUCGUAAUUAGGUGAUAAGUACCAAUCAGAUAAUUCUGUGAUAUUUAUUUUGAAAGCUUAAUUUUAUAGUAGUGAGGGUCCGCAGUGGCCGCGCGGGUUGAGGCGUGGGUCUUGUGCCUCUUGGUCGCAGGGACUGUGGGU
Molecule: messenger RNA, 4543 nt
Organism: Zootermopsis nevadensis
Lineage: Eukaryota; Metazoa; Arthropoda; Insecta; Blattodea; Termopsidae
Source: RefSeq, a predicted model, not a curated record